UCGUCGGGUUCGGCGUCAGUUUGGGCGUGGAACCAGUUCGCGAAUUUUACGAUCUGUGGCGAGGACAUAUUUCUUCAAUUGGAAACUGGUCAGAAACGCUUGGUCACGUGCGAUUCGCCGAAGAGGGCGUAUUCGGAAGCGAUGGAAUAUUUGAAGAAGGUCUCGAACGAUUCAUCGAUUAUCGACCAAUUGAGUGUUGGACAGGCGUCGGAUGGCAAUAAAUUCGAGGUGGUCAAAUUUUUGGUGGGGUUGAUAAACGAGAUGCGAAUAACACACGAGCAGUUGUUGUACGACAAUUACGGCUUGAGUUCCCAUAUAUUCGAGCAUCUCAACGCCAUCUUUCUUCAUAUCGACGAUCAGCCAAAUUGGGAUCCAAUUGACUCGUGGCCAUCAAUCUUGUCACAGGGUCUUCAAGCUGAACCAAGCGUUCAAGAUGGAACGCCAUCAACACCAAAAACUUUGUCAAGAGUUCGACCGUCGGGUUUUACAACAACACGUAGAUAUCAUCAUCAUUCACUCACAAGACAGAGUCCUCUCGCUGAAUCGCUGUCUUCACCAAGAAUUCGAGACGCACGUAUUCUGCGUCAAAAAGAACGCGAGAUUAAAAAUUAUCGAGAGCGAAUCAAUUGCCUGGAAUGCGAGAAAGAUGAUCUGGAGGGGCGAGUGUCAAGUUUGAACGCUGAGAUAUUGAAGCUUUCAAAACGAGCGGACGAUAUGGCGUCCGUAACGGAACGAUUGCGAAAGGAAUCGCACUUGGCCAAAGUUGAAUCGGAAGAAUGGAAACAAAAGGCGUUCAUGAACGCAGAAGCCGUCAAAGAGUCGAAAAGAAAAAUCGACGAUUUGAUGGAAAUGAAGCUGAUUCAAGAGACGGUUCUGAGACGUUCCGAUUACGAAUUGAGCGAAAAAAACGGCCAGUUGGAAAGUGAACGUACUCAGAACCAAGCGUUGAUGAAGAAGCUCACCGAUUCUAACCAACAGAAUGAACGUCUUUAUCAGGAUUUGCAAAAUAAAACGGAUUCCAUCAAUGAAAUGAAACGGUUGUUGGAGAUUCGAAACAAUGAAAUCGACGAAUUGAAAAUGACGCUUGAAGGGUUGAGAGAAAGGAUACACGAUGAGAAACAAGCUUACGACUUUCAAUUAUCGCUACAAGUGGACCGAUGUCAAGAUCUGGCCACUGAACUGAGCCUUCAAGAGCGAAAACUUGAAGAGCAACAAACCAAACAAGAGCUGGAUAUGCAAAUGAAGCAAGUGUUAGAAGAGCGAGAGAAGCAGUGCGAAGAAAUUCGAAAGUUGAGAAUGAAACUUUCGGAUGUCGAAAGGCAGUUAUUCUCAUCGCAAUCCGAACUCAAAUUUGAGCGAACAAAACUCAGCCAAGUGUCAACCGAAAACCAGUCGAUCACGGAAUCACUCACUGAACUGCAGGAAUCAUUCAAACAGGUUGUUACUGAGAAAAUGAACUUAAUGGCCAGUUCGGAAACAACACAAAGGGAGCUUGAGGAAUGCGAAAAAGAGAUGUCAAAAUUGAGGGAGCGAUUCGAGUGUCAGAAGAAUGAAUUGAACUCGCUUCAUAAGGAUUCAAUCUCGAGGAUGAAACAAUGGUCAGCUGAGAAAGCAGAAUAUCAACGACAAAUUGAUACACUCAAAGACGCACUUCAAAAACUCGAGCGUCAUUCAGAAGAGGCGAAAGAGUUUGCUGCGAAAGAGAAGGCAGACUUAGAAAUUCGCUUAUCGUCAGUGGUAAAGGAACGUGAAGAUGUGAAGGUACAGCUGGCCUCUCAAAAGGAAUCUUCAAAGAAACGAGAAGAGGAAUUGUUAUCGGAGUUGGCUGAAAAGGUGAGCUUAGUCAAUGAACUCGAAAUGGAGAGCAAUGAUAAGUGCGCUGAAGCACAACGUCAGCUGACAGCGUUGGUUGGUCGGAACGAAGAAUUGGAAAAGAAAGUCAACGACUACAACACAACAAUUAAAGAACUUCGUCAGAAAUUCGUUCACGAUCGUGAAUUGGCUGAAUGUGAGCAGAAGAAAAUGAAUGCACAAAUGAAGACGCUAAGUGAACAGAUCAAUCGCCUGGAAGACGCUAAGGUUUCACAAUCGGAAAUUGCCGCACAUAAAGACGCACUUCUGAAGAGUGAGUUGGAUCAAAUACGUCGCGAGCACAACAGCUUAUGGGAAGAAGCAACUGAAUUGAAGCAGAUGCAUGCGAAUCUAUCUGAGGAACUUGUUCGACGAGCCUCCUAUGAGGAGCAACGGGAAUUCGGAUAUAAAAGACAAAUAGAACAACUGAAAAAUGAUCGUAAACAAAAAGAUGCGAUCAUAAGCGAACAAAUUCGAAUGAUGGCAACAAUGCGUCAAAAGUAUGAAAUGAGAGCGUCUCGCUACGAGGAGAAGUUAUCAGGUAUUGAGGCGAUAAACGAGAGUGUAUUGCGUGAGAGGGAUGAGCAAAAAGCGAAUGCUGUGUGCUUCAAGAGCAAUAUGGAACACCUUAGCCAACUAUUGGCUGAAGAACGGGAGACGAAUAAAAAAAUGCAAAAGCAACUUGACGACUUUGCAUUCGAGAAGGAAGAUCUGAAACGACGAUACCAAGAAGCAACUGAAAAAGCGGAUCAGCAGCACAGAGAAUACCAGAAUCUGAAAGAAAAGCAGAACGAGCUGGAGACGAACCUCCAGCUGGAGGCGAAACGCUAUGCAGUGCUUCAAGAAGAGGUGGUUCAAAGUAGAAAAGCUCCUCCACUAUGUCACGAAUCCGGCGUCAUCAGACUUAAUACAGCCGAUGAAGAAAGCAGUAUGGUCUCAGGGACUAUAGGAAGAACCACGUACGGGCUCAGUUUUCCAGGAAUACUGUCGACCACCCUAAUCGAACACCCAUCAGCAGACAAAAGUAUCACGUUCUCUCAGUCAAUGCUGAAUUCCCAUAAUGCAACGGCCAGCUCAUCAAACAGCAUCGACAGCGAUCGCAUAAGAGAGCUACAAAGACGUAACACGCUUGCGCCGUACCAUAUGAGGUCGUAUCCGCAUGAAGUUUCGUCACUUUUCAGUGAGCGCGAUCUUCACGAAGACGAUUUUCGCAACAAUCAAAAUUUCUCACCCUCAACGAACGUUACGAAGAACCGACGAUCUGCGUUCAGUAAGUUAGGUGGGCGCAUGGUUGCAAAAGUUUUAUCGUCCAGUGUUGUUCGAGAAUCGCCCAAACUGGGAAAUGCAUUGCGCAGAAGGAUCAGGAGACCAUUUGCAUCCUUAAAUGAAUAA
This is a messenger RNA of Anisakis simplex (herring worm), 3243 nucleotides long. NCBI's taxonomy places the organism in Eukaryota, Metazoa, Nematoda, Chromadorea, Rhabditida, Anisakidae. The record is from the annotation of a GenBank genome assembly.